CCCCGUUCCCCUUUGUCAUGUUAGAUUCUCUUACUCACUGGAAAACUCAGCUCAAUCCCUUUCACGUUUUCGAUUCCCAGCCAUCUCCAAGGCCGACGGGGAGGCGCAUUCUCUCUCAGCCUGGGCGGCCCAUUCUCAAGCAUACUUCGUCGUAUACGAGAUCCAUCAGCGCAUCGGACCGUGCUGUUGUUACAAGCUACGUGUCUCCCAGAGGAUCUAGGCCGUGGAGUCCGUUUCAACGAAGCGCUGGACGAGCCGGAAGUCCUGAGUCCAGGACUCCCUCUCCUUCUCCAAGUCGGAUAUCACGUACUGUCAGAAUAGAUGAAUCAACGCUGGUGCGUGUACGACCCCAAACCCUGCCGCCGCCGAGGUGUCCCGGGAUUUCCCUGCCUCCGGUGGUCAAGUCGGAUCUGACAUGUGCAGACGCAGUCCGCACGCGGUUCAUGCUGAGGAAGAUUCUCCCGAGUCGUAUCGUGGACAGGAUCCUCAAAUAUGCCGAGUGCUUCCCCACCAUCACCCAAACUAGCGGCAAGAGAGUCGUCGUUGACGAUGACAUCCUUGUUCUUUCUAUUCCCCUCAGCCAGGCACAGUGCGACAGGAUCAUGCACGUGUCUCUUCUCAUUCGCGGCCACGACCAGGGGUGGCUCCCGGUACUUGAGGGCGGCCCGUCCAAGAAUUCCUGGACGUGGUACACCAUGUGCACAGAGGAGAAGCUCGACCCUGAUCGCCGACUUGUGAAGAACCGCCCUGGUGAUCCAGAUACACAGACAUACAGAUACGAGUGGAGUGUCACUUCGGACGAGGUGUGUAAGAUUAAGGAGGGCAGGAAGAUCGAGAUUUGGGCACAUGCGAGAUACUUCGGGUGGAAGAAUGUCGUCGAGGAGGCCAAGAUCACCAUCCGCUUUCAACCUUUGUUAACAUCUGAUCUUGCGAGAUAGUCCACGCCUAAUCAUGCUCGCGUUGGUUUCACUAUAUCACUAGGUAGCCGUCGUCGUGACAGGUGACGACGGCUGCGCACGAUCUUGAUUUGAAAUAUGUACUCAUUCAUUAUAUGGACGAGUUGUCACCAUGGAAUCACGGUACAACUCACUUUUCUUGUGUUUUACUCUAUGUUGACAUAUACAAUACAUCUACCUUACUCGCUUU
Molecule: messenger RNA, 1146 nt
Organism: Phanerochaete carnosa HHB-10118-sp
Lineage: Eukaryota; Fungi; Basidiomycota; Agaricomycetes; Polyporales; Phanerochaetaceae
Exons: 5
Coding region: 18-938 (306 amino acids)
Source: RefSeq, a predicted model, not a curated record